AUGGAGCUCGUGGUGACGCUGCCGGAUCUGCUUCGUCACCAAGGCUGCUGGGAGGCCAACUUUUGGCGAGUACAAGGACCACUCGGCCCUUCUCCGCCACUACAGGAGGCUGCACGACCCGGAAACGGUUCCCGUUUUCGAGUGUCAGUAUUGCAGCCGACGCGACCCGCGGCUGAAGACGCUGCAUCUACACCAGCGGCUCUGCAAUGCAGAGUCCGCCACCCCCGGCGCUACCAGUCGGGGGAGGGUGAGUAUGGGACACGAUGCCGUGCCUGGCUCUCUGGGGCACCCAGAGAAGUCACCGGCGGGAGGUCACAGGCGAGGGCCCCCGAAGUUAGUAGGACAGGCCCUUCGUCCUUAGUUAGUGCUGGGCGAAAGCCACAGGCGAAAGCGGCCCGGGAAGCUAGUACCACAGGCCGCCUAGCCUUAGAUAGAGAAGGGGCCUAUGGCCACAUCCCAGUCCGGUCCCCGAAGCUAAGUAGGACAGACCGGCUGGACUUAGGACUAACUUACGCGGCGGUCCUGACCCGCAGCAGCGUGGUGGGCUCACAGGCUGCCUUGCCCUCACCCUGUGUGAGUGUGCAGGCGUCGGUGACAUCCAGGACGGCGGUGGUUGCUACCCCCGCGUCGUGCGUACUGUGUGUGCGCACGCCGAGGAGGUCUGGCAUCCCCCUGCCGAUACGCUCUGCGACGUCAACCGCGUCGCCACGAGUGACGAGCUCAAGUUCGGUAGGUGAUAGCAGCACGCUGCCGACGCCUGCCGCCGAACGCGUCGCUCCGGCCAGAGGUGCAGUGUCUGGCGAAGGCCGCGGCUCGCCGCUGCUCGCGCCGGCCACUGUACCCAGUGGCGUACGCUGGCCACGUCGUGCGGCUGCCGCAGGCGCCUCCCGACGGCCAUCUGUCGGGAGCGUGGGUACCGGCCUGGGACUGCCGUCCGCAUUCGCUCCGCCGCCAACAGGUGGCACCGCGAUGCGGGUGGACAGUGGCAGGCAGGCUGUCUCGCUCGCCGCGACCGAUGGUGUUGUCACUCACGGUACAUCCGCGCUGCCUGUUGACGCACCAAAGGCAGCACGCUGUGCGGUCACAGACGUACACGCGCCGCGUUUCCUCUGCCCUGCCGGCGGCUACGUCGUGUGA
Messenger RNA from Schistocerca cancellata (South American locust), 1137 nucleotides. RefSeq lists its product as uncharacterized. The record is from RefSeq and is a predicted model, not a curated record. Lineage: Eukaryota; Metazoa; Arthropoda; Insecta; Orthoptera; Acrididae. Bases 1 to 1137 code for a protein of 378 amino acids. The transcript has a single exon.